AUGGAGUCCCUCUGCAGAGUUUUUGGUGGUAUGAGCGUAGUUGCCGACGGAUCUGGCCUUGGGCGUUCAGUGAUGAGGAGGGGUCGGCACCAUCAAGUAUUUGAUAUUGGAGCUUUAUGCGCGAUCGAGGAGGAUCCAAGUGUGCUGCUAGGAUCGUUUCACGCUGAUGCUGCUUGUUUACAAACCAUCGUGGAUGAGCUUUCUCUCUGUCUCAUGUAUUACUUUAGCCCGAUGAACUUCAUUCCCUGGAACUUCGGGUUCCUUUCUGAAACAAUUACUCCAUCGUUUACGCAGGAUCAAGGCGCAGCGCCUCUCAACUCGACAUGGAUACUCGACGGCUCCUGGUCGGGCAUUGUCCUCUCGGUGCCCAAUGCACAGUUCCCAGUUUUCGCCGGCUUUCUCCCCACUUGCGACCACUGCCCCAGGCCCCGGUACUACUUCUCGGUCUUCUUCCAGGAUCCGAGCUCCAACCAGAGCGCACAGGUGGUAUGGCGAGCAGGCGUGCCGGUUUCUGAAGGUGGUAUGCUCAGCUUGACCGCAGAUGGAAACUUGGUGCUAUACAGAGAUGGCCAAGAGAAUAGUCUGGUGUGGUCGACAGGCACCGCCAGGAAAGGAGUCCUAGAAAUGAGGCUAGAGUCAUCGGGUAACUUGGUGCUCAACAAGAUACACUAUGCUAGCCCUGCCUGGCAGAGCUUCUGGAACCCGACCGAUUCGCUGCUGCUGCAGCAAGAGCUGAAGUCAGGAAUGGCCAUGGUUUCUAAUAGCGUCCAAGAGGCAGAGGGAUUCCAAGGCUACUUCACGCUCGAGGUGGGGACUUCGGGAAUAGUGAUGACAGCUGAGGCGCCGGUGUCGCCUCAAAUCUACAAAGUGUGGAGCAAUCCGAGUAGCCUCAACGUGAUCAAGAUGACUCUCGACUCUGGCUGCCAGCUGAAGAUCUACAUGACAGACUGGGAGCCCUUCUUGACGACGCCACCUUUUUGUAUCGACUCGACAACGCUCGAGGUGCUGAGGAUACACGCCGAUGGGAGUUUGCGCUUCGACAACCAGCCCAAGAUGGCGUCGGUGAAUCUCAACGCUUUGCUCUUCAAUGACGUAGAGGCUGUAAGCAUUGGGGCUUGCGGGAAGAAGAGCGUCUUCGACGUGGAUAACAGAAAAUGUGGCUGUCCGCUGCUGCAAGGCGAGAGAUCAUACUUCCAGCCGGUUGAUCCCGCUGAUGCUUCCAAAGGGUGCCAGCCUUGGGAGCCGGAGGGCCCGUGCGACGGGCAGUAUAUCUCGUCCAAGCACGUCAUGCUCCAAGCAUCUGGCUUCUACAACUACGCGCCGCUGCGGUUCAUGGCAGCCAACGAGGAAGAGUCGUGCGUGAGCUCGUGCUUGGAGGACUGUGCUUGCAAGGCAGCGUUCGUCUCCAGCAACUCGUCCGCGACGUGCUUCCGGGUGACCGAGUUCUACACGUUGCUCGGCAGCAGCUACAACACGACGCCGUCGUUCAAAGCGUUUCUCAAGGUUGAAAAGAAGAGGCCAUCCGCUCCGGAGAUAAUCGUCAAGCCUCAAGUCAGACCCCAUACUGGCGGCUGGAGCUCCAACGUCCAAGCCAUCGUCAUUGGCGUCUUCGUGCUGCUCUUGGCGAUGGCGACGACAAUGGUGACGUUCAUCACUUUCUACUGGAAGAGAGCUAAUGACGCUGUGGACCAGGGCCAGGCUUUGUCGUCCGAGCUACCUCGGCCCUUCUCGCUGCACGAGCUGGAGGUGGCGACCGAGAAGUUUAUCAGGGAGAUCGGGAGCGGGGGAUUCGGGUCGGUCUUCGAAGGUGUUCUUGCAGACGGGAGCCGGGUGGCCGUGAAGCGCGUGAGCGACUCCAAGCAAGUGCACAAGCUGUUUGAAGCCGAGGUGGUGGCCAUCAUCAGCAUCCACCACAAGAACUUGGUGCGGCUCCGGGGAUUUUGCUGCCCGAACUUGCUCGUCUACGAGUUCGUCGCCAAUGGUUCUCUCGACCGCUGGCUGUUUGAUGACGACAAGUUCCUGGAUUGCGAUGCCAGAUACUCGAUCGCUCUUGACAUCGCUCGAGGACUGUCAUAUCUUCACGACGGAUGCCGGACGAUGGUGCUACACUUGGACAUCAAGCCGCAGAACAUUCUCCUGGACGAGAACUUUCGAGGGAAGAUCUCAGACUUUGGGCUCUCGCGGCAAGGCGAGCUUCAAGCGGUGGACGAGAUGAUCAUCCGGGGGACUCCGGGAUACAUGGCUCCGGAGUGGCUCCACUUCCAGAUUAGCGACAAGCUCGACACCUACAGCUUUGGAGUGGUGGUGCUGGAGAUGGUCACUGGCAAGCCUGCGUGCUCUCCUUGCGGAUCGAAGUUCCUGGGUGGAGGAGUUCUCGAGAUGUCUCGAAACAAGCAAGUCGCGGAGAUCAUGGACAAGAGAAUGAGCUUUUCUUCGCAGCAAUGUUUCAAGAAGAUGGAGAAGCUGCUGAGAAUUGGAUUGUGGUGCGUCCAGAGUGAUCCUGGACAGAGACCAUCAAUGGGAUACGUCACGAAAAUGCUGGAGGGAUCCUUGGAAACGGUGGACGCUCCUCCAAUCCUUCCCAAAUUUCGAGCCGGGAAGGAGGAGGCCAUCGACAUGACAUCGUGUUCUUUAGAGUUCAUGUGCAUCAACGGCUGUAAUUCAAAUAAGGACGCGCGCGCCACAUGA
Molecule: messenger RNA, 2688 nt
Organism: Selaginella moellendorffii
Lineage: Eukaryota; Viridiplantae; Streptophyta; Lycopodiopsida; Selaginellales; Selaginellaceae
Product: G-type lectin S-receptor-like serine/threonine-protein kinase SD2-5
Exons: 5
Coding region: 1-2688 (895 amino acids)
Biological process (GO): protein phosphorylation
Molecular function (GO): ATP binding; protein serine/threonine kinase activity
Source: RefSeq, a predicted model, not a curated record